CCAAUAAUUUCAUAUUAGAGCAUUUAAGUACACUUAAUACAGUUGUAAUAUUAGAGAGUCGUACUUGCAUUCGAUACUCGUAUUCGUUCUAAGUGCUGAAUCGCUGAAGCGUGAGAUUCGAACUCACUUGAACACUCGCAUCACCUUUCAGUGUUUCGAAUCUACAGUAUCCGCGAACGUUGGGCCUCAGAUUCCCGUGUAACCUUUCUUUAGCUCCAACGAUAAAUGUAAUUUGGUUUAUCUGCGAAACAACAAGAGGUUUCGCAAGACAUCGUAGUAGCUUUUAGCUGCGCAUACGGCAAGCAAAAGCAUAUGCAACGUAAUUCAGCCUAUUAAGCCAGAGGAUUGUUGGGAGUGAACCCUGGGAGUGAGAAAGGUCGCUCUGCUGCAAAUUGCGCAUAACCUGAUAAUCACACUGCGCAAGUAGUCGGUGUGGGAAUGGACGGUAAUAAGGCGUUUUCCAACGAAACCCAACCAACUUUGAAUGUCCAGCAAUGGAGCUGGUGGGCGACACAUGCGGAUGGAUCGACUUCAAAUUUGAGCGAAUUUCCCGAAAGCGAAACGCUGCAUCCCACAACAUCGGCCUUAUUACCGGAACAAGGCGCUACCAGCAGCUACGCUAAUGAUUAUGGCGAAGAUUGGUUGGCGGAGCAACUGGCCAAUAUUCCCUUGUUGUCCGCGGACGGCAGCGAAUCCCAUGAACUGUUCCAUACUCAAAAAGACGCUGACCAUCCGCAUUAUGCCAUCGUGCCCGACCGGGAACUGGUGGCCAUUUUAGGUGGACAUGUAGACCGCGAUACGAUUUACUGGUUGCUGGCCAAUUUCAAGUUGGAGCGCAACGCGGUGAUGCCACGGGGAUUUCUGUACAGUAAAUACGAAGCAUUCUGCAAUGCCCAUGGUAAACUGCUGAUGAAUCAAGCCUGCAUGGGUAAGACCGUGCGGGCGCUGUUUCGUGGUCUGGAAACAAGACGGCUCGGUCGCCGCGGCAAAUCCCGUUACCACUACAUUGGCCUGGCCAUUCAUCCAGAAGGCGAAUUUGCGGGCAUGGUGCCGCUGGAACCGGAGGAACCAGCACCCGAACCGGGGGAAGGCGAGCGAAAGCGGCGAAGAAUUUCGCGCAUAACAAUGGCGGCCAAGAAAGUCCCAGACAACCCCGUUGGCAAGCAGUUCGAGACAAUGGACCCGGACAACCGGCUGGAGAUGGCGCUGGACCAGUUGGAUAAGCUCCUGUCUGUCCGCCGCAACCGGGCCCUCAUUCCCCCUCGCCUCCGACAGGAACACCUGUGGGAUUCGAUGCUGUCCUUUGACUACUACCUCCUGCCUGAUGGACUCACCAAACAGGAUGUCCACGACAUUCUCCGCAAUUUUCGCGUACAUGUCGGGCUUUUAGGUCACUCCAUGAUAAGCGGCGUGUUGCUGGCUAUACCGAGUAUUUUGGAGAAUUACUGGAUGACGCACAUUACCAGCCUGCAGAUUCCGGAAAAAUUUGACGUGCAAAAGUUUGACUUGGCACUACAGUGGCAGCCGCUGGUGGAAUGCUUUGGACACUGUCUGGUGGAACUGUACGGUUCUGUCAUCGAACAGAUUCUGCCAAAAAUGGACAAACCUCUUAACGGUCAAACUCUGGAAUUCCUGUUUGAAUUCGCCAGCAAAUAUGCUCAGUGGGUGAAAGCAACCGCCAGUCAUCUGUCGUUCGAGAUUCAAGUAGUGCUCAACGCCGCUGCUGUUACCUUCUGCCAAACACUAAAACAGAUGAUUGCGCUAAACAGUGCCCUUAGCAUGGUGGACUUAGUGGAACGAGACCGAUCCAAAGCCAACAUGAUCAGCGAAGGGUUUCGCGCGCUUUCCGACCGCUUCAUCCUGAUUGCCAACGUGAGCCAACCGCGCGAGCAACUGAUCAGUGCCAUCCACAAUCUGACCAUCAUGGAAUCCAUCGUGGGCCAUGAUUCCAUGCUGCAGCGCUGGCGCGGCUGGACUCACAACAUGAUCUCCAUUAAAGUGGAGCAGGCGCAACAGGCGGCAGCUGGUCUGUCGGACGGGGAGGCUAUGCUGGUUAAGGAAGCGGCCCUGUCCGAUCUUCGACAAAUCUGGAUGGGUCUGUUAACCGAGAUGCAGAAGAACGUGGAGCGAUCGGGCCGCGAUUACUCCACGCCGCUGACUUACGUUCUCAGUUACUACAUCCACUAUGCGAAUUAUGCAUUGGAUAAUUUCCAGGCCAACUUACACCGAAUGACCUUAUUGCAAUACGGCUAUCAGAUGUGCAAACACGUCCUGCAGACCACCGACUACCUCCACACGGCGGCCGCGCCCCACUACGACAUCAGCUUCUUCGCGCAGCGCUUGAUCCACACCCUGAACAUCAACGUGUACGACUUCCACUACUACGGCAACUUUGACGAGCUGCGCCCGCUGAUCUAUCUACCCCAUUUCGGACGACGUCAGCAGCCGGCGUUCCCGACCUUAUCGCACAACUUCCAGCUGGACGCGGCCGUCGUACCGGUGGCCAUGCCGUCCACGGACGCCCCACCGUACACGGACGCCGUGGUGCCGGUCAGUAUGGAGGAGGGCACCUCCGUGGAGCAGUACGUGGAGGCCGACGGGACGCACAGUUUUCCGGUAUUCCAUGUCCGUGAUUCGCUGCUGACCGAACAGGAUCUCAUGACGCUGGAGGCCAUUGAGGCCGCCGCGCAUCUCGAUGUGGAAGAGAGCUAUCACGACUAAUUGCAAUCUGUGUUAAAUUAUGGUUCGAUUGGUGUACCGUCGUACAUAAAAAUUAUAACCUGCUUGUACUGUUAUUUAUUUAGUUGGGCAUGUUAUUACGAUGGGCUACGAUGUGGUGUAAAGCAGAUUCUGAACGACUGGGGAACGAUGAUACCAGAUGCUCCAAAGAAACAGCUUGGUACUUGUAUGUAUUUGUUUGUUCUUUCAAGAUUGAACGGCUUUUUAUUUAC
Molecule: messenger RNA, 2951 nt
Organism: Paramacrobiotus metropolitanus
Lineage: Eukaryota; Metazoa; Tardigrada; Eutardigrada; Parachela; Macrobiotidae
Product: MHC class II regulatory factor RFX1-like
Exons: 13
Coding region: 439-2721 (760 amino acids)
Biological process (GO): regulation of transcription by RNA polymerase II
Molecular function (GO): DNA-binding transcription factor activity, RNA polymerase II-specific; RNA polymerase II cis-regulatory region sequence-specific DNA binding
Source: RefSeq, a predicted model, not a curated record